Molecule: messenger RNA, 1281 nt
Organism: Trifolium pratense (red clover)
Lineage: Eukaryota; Viridiplantae; Streptophyta; Magnoliopsida; Fabales; Fabaceae
Product: serpin-ZX-like
Exons: 2
Coding region: 1-1281 (426 amino acids)
Molecular function (GO): serine-type endopeptidase inhibitor activity
Source: RefSeq, a predicted model, not a curated record
AUGGAUCUCCAGCAUCAAUCAAGCAAAAAACGGAAAAGAGUGAAUUCAAAAUCAAGCACCAACCAAACAAAGAAGAAUGUUUCACUCGAAACAACUACGGAUUUCCUCCACGCAUCAAGCACCAACCAAAGAAACGUUUCCCUAACCAUGGCCGAACAUAUCUUCGCUAACAAAUCCAACGAGAAAAACAUUGUAUUUUCUCCACUCUCGCUACAAGUUAUUCUUAGCAUCAUCGCUGCUGGCUCUGAGGGUCGCACACACCAACAACUUCUUGACUUUCUCCGUUUUGAAUCCGUAGAUCGUCUCAAUUCCUUCUUCUCUCAACUCGUUUCCGUCAUACUCAAAGACGCUGCUCCUAUUGGCGGACCUCGCCUCUCUUCUACCAAUGGCGUGUGGGUGGAAAAAACCCUUUCUCUUCAACCUUCCUUCAAACAAAUUGUGUCUUCUGAUUAUGAGGCCACUUUGGCUUCCGUUGAUUUCAUAAACAAGGCUAUUGAAGUGACUAAAGAAGUGAAUAUGUGGGUUGAAAAAGAGACAAAUGGCCUUAUUAAAAACAUUCUUCCUCUAGGGUUAGUCAACAACUCAAGCAAGCUCAUCUUUGCAAAUGCACUGUACUUUAAAGGAACAUGGAAAGAGGAGUUUGAAGCUUCGAAAACGAAACGCAAUAAAUUUCACCUUUUGAAUGGCAAGUCAGUCAAGGUUCCCUUCAUGACCAGCAAGAAGCAACAAUUUAUCGGUGUUUCCGAUGAUUUUAAAGUUCUUCGUCUUCCUUAUGCGCAAGGAAAAGAUAAGCGUCAAUUCUCUAUGUACAUUUUUCUUCCAAAUGAAAAAAAAGGCUUGCCAACUUUGGUUAAGAAGGUAGCUUCUAAUCCUGAGUUACUAAACUGCAAGCUUCCUUUCAAAAAAGUGAAAGUAGGCGACUUCAGAAUUCCUAAAUUCAAGUUUUCAUUUGAGUUUGAAGCUACUAAUACGAUGAAGAAGUUAGGUGUGCUUUUACCUUUCUCUGCCGGAGGUUUGACGAAAAUUGUCGACUCUCCUACGACGAGUCAAAUGCUUUAUGUUUCUAACAUAAUUCACAAGUCUUUCAUUGAAGUAAAUGAGAAAGGAACAGAAGCUGCGGCAGCCACUGUUGCUAUUGUGAAGUCUAAGUGUGCGUCUAUUUCAACUAAACUACUAGACUUUGUAGCUGAUCAUCCUUUCUUAUUUUUAAUUAGAGAAGAUUCGACCGGAACAAUUCUCUUCAUGGGACAAAUGCUUAAUCCUCUUGUUAAUGGAUCCUGA